Messenger RNA from Anastrepha obliqua, 1968 nucleotides. RefSeq names its product matrix metalloproteinase-14-like. The record is from RefSeq and is a predicted model, not a curated record. Lineage: Eukaryota; Metazoa; Arthropoda; Insecta; Diptera; Tephritidae. Gene Ontology annotation, molecular function: metalloendopeptidase activity; zinc ion binding. The coding region runs from base 1 to 1899 and encodes 632 amino acids. Gene Ontology annotation, biological process: extracellular matrix organization; collagen catabolic process; proteolysis. Gene Ontology annotation, cellular component: extracellular matrix. The transcript has 10 exons.
AUGACAUCAUUUAUACUCAUCGCAAUUGCCUACCUGUCGCUCAUAUGGGGGGCGCAAACAGCACCCAUAAAUACAGGAACAACAAACACAGUGGAUGUUACUCAUCAAGAGGAUGCGCGCACAAAGCGGAACAUCGAAGUGCCGCCACCGGAAAUUUUGAGUUUUAUGCGCCGCUUUGGCUACUUAGAACCCAAUCCCAGUGAUUCGGAAUCGCUUUAUCAUGAGUCGGCGAUUGUAGAGGCUAUAAAGAAUGUACAAAAAUAUGGAGCGCUCAAUCAGACGGGCAAACUGGACAAUGAAACAUUAGAGCUGUUCACCAAACCACGCUGCGGUGUUCCCGACAUUGAGGGCAUUCCCUAUUAUCUCACCAGUAGCACACAACGCUCAUUUGUCAAUGGCAGCAGAAGCAAAAGAAGUGACUCAGAAGCGGAAAAUGAUUUUGCCAUACGUAAAAAGCGUUUUGUGGUCGGUGCGCCUACUUGGAAGAAGCGGCGUAUCAGUUAUCUUAUAGCCAAUUGGUCUCAAAAAAUCCCCCAAGCGCAAGUGGAGCGUGACAUUGCCCGCGCCCUUGUACUAUGGGCUCAAUACAGUGGGCUACGGUUUGAACGCAUCAACGACACCAGCGCCGAUAUAAUAAUGGGGUUCGCCAGACGCUAUCAUGGAGACAACUUCGCUUUUGAUGGCCCUGGCAAUAUACUCGCGCACGCCUUUUAUCCCUACGAAAUGGGUUCCUGGGGUGGUGAUGUCCACUUCGACGAGGAUGAAAACUGGCAAGAAAACUCCACCGACCUAGCAACAGGUGUCGAUUUUUACGCAGUUGCAGCUCAUGAAAUCGGUCAUAGCUUGGGUUUGGCCCAUUCGCCACACUAUAACUCAAUUAUGUUUCCGUACUAUAAAGGACCGGGUGCAGGCACAACGUUAGAUUAUGACGACACAUUGGCAAUGUAUUCGAUAUACAUGACUAAGGUUUUGGAGGAUGAUGUGGAUAUCGUAACAACAACAGAGAAGCCGGAAAUAGUCGAGACCACUGCCAUUGUGGAGGAGAGUUCUAAGCAACCAACUCAAACUAGAAUACCAUCUUUUCAUCACGAUUUCGAAACUGUAAGAGAGCACAAAAAUCGUUUUGAAUUCAAUGACACACAAUCAACUGAACUGGAAAGCUCUACAACGCUACGCACUACUACGGCAAUAACGGAUGUCAAGCCGGAACUCUCCAAGAUACCCAGUAUUUGCCAGGGCAAAUUCGAUGCGGUCAGCGUUUUAAACGGAACGGUUCAUGUCUUCAAGAACGAAUAUGUCUACAAGCUAACGUCGCGUUACACCAUCAUGAAUGGUUAUCCCCUGAGUAUUUACGAAAUGUUUCCAUUUCUGCCGGCAGACAUAAAGCGUAUCGAUGCAGCUUAUCAACGCUACGACGGAGCUGGCGUAUUUUUCACAGGUGACAAAUAUUGGGUGUUCAGCUAUGCGCAGAAUAUGCAUCCAGCUCUUAUUGAAGAUAGUCCUUUGCCGAUAGCAAACUUGAUUAGUUACGUUUCCAACAUUGACGCAGUAAUGAUGUGGCCGAAAAAUAAUCGGACCUAUAUAUUUUCUGGUACGAAAUUUUGGCGAUUUGAUGAUCGUCUGCGUAAGUUAGAUGACGGCUAUCCAAAGUCAAUGAGUCGCUGGCCCGGCAUACCGAAUCACAUAGAUGCAACGGCAACGUUAAGUAAUGGCAAAACGUAUUUUUUCAAAAAUAAUAUUUACUGGUUGUACGACAACGUCAAUGUUCGGCCCAUGCGCGGCUACCCUCGACGCACUUCAAGCGCCUGGUUGGGCUGUGUCGCAUCGACUAGAAAGCCACUACGUAAUUACAACACAACAGUAACUUUUAUUGCACCUUCGACUUUGGUUUCGAGCUAAGUUUCGACUUAUCCUUAGGUUUCGAUUUACAUUUUGAUUUAGCAAUUGAAUUAGGAAUGGAUUUAAACA